This is a messenger RNA of Nothobranchius furzeri (turquoise killifish), 3236 nucleotides long. RefSeq names its product proteasome 26S subunit ubiquitin receptor, non-ATPase 2 (gene psmd2). The record is from RefSeq and is a predicted model, not a curated record. Gene Ontology annotation, molecular function: enzyme regulator activity. Gene Ontology annotation, biological process: proteasome-mediated ubiquitin-dependent protein catabolic process; regulation of protein catabolic process. Gene Ontology annotation, cellular component: proteasome storage granule; proteasome complex; proteasome regulatory particle, base subcomplex. NCBI's taxonomy places the organism in Eukaryota, Metazoa, Chordata, Actinopteri, Cyprinodontiformes, Nothobranchiidae.
CAAGGUUUAUUUAUACCAAAGAAGAAGAAUCCACAGUCGCCGAGUUCCGUGCUAACUCAACGCUUUCAAUCAUGGAGGAGGCAAAAAAGAAAGAGAACAAGCAGUCUGAAAAGAGCGAUGAGAAGGAAAAUGAUAAGGAAAAGGGACAGCAGUCCUCUGGGAAAGAUAAAGAAAAGAAAGAGGAGCAGGAAUUGUCAGAGGAAGAUAAGCAGUUACAAGAGGACCUGGAGAUGAUGGUGGAGAGGCUAAGUGACACGAACACAGCGCUGUAUCGUCCUGCAUUAGAAGAGCUUCGCAGACAAAUCCGGUCCUCCACCACCUCCAUGACCUCCGUACCUAAGCCCCUGAAAUUCCUGCGCCCACACUACGGCAAGCUGAAAGAAGUCUAUGAGGGCAUGGCUCCUGGUGAAAAUAAGCGUUUCUGUGCUGACGUGGUGUCGGUGUUGGCCAUGACGAUGAGCGGCGAGAGGGAGUGUCUGAAGUACCGUCUGCUGGGCUCUCAGGAAGAGCUGGCCUCCUGGGGACACGAAUACGUCAGGCACCUCGCCGGAGAGGUGGCCAAAGAGUGGCAGGAGGUGGAGGAGAAUGAUAAGACCCAACAGGAGACCCUGCUGAAGCUGGUGAAGGAGAUUGUGCCGUACAACAUGGCCCAUAAUGCUGAGCACGAGGCCUGCGACCUGCUGAUGGAGAUCGAGCGUUUGGACAUGCUGGAGAACUAUAUCGAUGAAAACGCCUACGGAAAAGUCUGCCUCUACCUCACCAGCUGUGUGAGUUACGUCCCAGAGCCAGAGAACUCUGCUCUGCUGAGGUGUGCCUUGAACAUCUUCAGGGAGUUUAACCGGUAUCCAGAGGCCCUGCGCCUCGCUCUGAUGCUCAAUGACAUGGAGCUGGUGGAAAACAUCUUCACCUCCUGCAAAGACAUAGUCAUCCAGAAGCAGAUGGCCUUCAUGCUGGGUCGGCAUGGUGUGUUCCUGGAGCUGAACGAAGACGUGGAGGACUACGAGGACCUGACAGAGAUCAUGUCCAACGUACAGCUCAACAGCAACUUCCUGGCGCUGGCCAGAGAGCUGGACAUCAUGGAGCCCAAAGUCCCAGACGACAUUUAUAAAACCCACCUGGAGAACAACAGGUUUGGGGGUAGUGGCUCCCAAGUGGACUCGGCCCGGAUGAACCUGGCCUCUUCGUUUGUGAACGGUUUCGUUAACGCUGCCUUUGGACAGGACAAGCUGCUAACAGACGAUGGCAACAAGUGGCUGUACAAGAAUAAAGACCACGGCAUGCUGAGUGCAGCUGCAUCUCUGGGUAUGAUCCUGCUCUGGGAUGUGGAUGGUGGUCUGACUCAGAUCGACAAGUACCUCUACUCUUCUGAAGACUACAUCAAGUCGGGUGCCCUCUUGGCCUGUGGCAUCGUGAACUCCGGUGUGAGAAACGAGUGUGACCCAGCGCUCGCCUUACUCUCCGAUUACGUUCUCCACAACAGCAAUGUCAUGAGGAUAGGCGCCAUAUUUGGGCUGGGUCUGGCCUAUGCUGGCUCCAACAGAGAAGAUGUCCUCUCGCUGCUCCUUCCUGUCAUGGGAGACUCUAAAUCCAGCAUGGAGGUGGUUGGAGCGACAGCGCUGGCGUGUGGCAUGAUCGCUGUGGGAUCGUGUAACGGAGACGUGACGUCCACCAUUGUCCAGACCAUCAUGGAGAAGAACGAGCAGGAGCUGAAGGACACGUAUGCUCGCUGGCUGCCUCUGGGUUUGGGACUCAACCACCUGGGGAAAGGAGAAGCUAUUGAGACAACGCUGGCAGCUCUGCAGGUUGUUCCUGAACCUUUCCGUAGCUUCGCCAACACGCUAGUGGACAUCUGUGCUUAUGCAGGUUCUGGUAACGUGCUGAAGGUGCAACAGCUUCUUCAUAUCUGCAGUGAGCACUACGAAGCCAAGGAGAAAGACAAAGAAGAAGACAAGGACAAAAAAGAUAAAAAGGACAAAGACAAGAAGGAGCCGGCUGCAGACAUGGGUUCCCACCAGGGUGUGGCUGUCCUGGGGAUCGCCCUGAUUGCCAUGGGGGAGGAGAUUGGUUCAGAGAUGGCUCUGAGAACAUUUGGACAUCUGCUCCGUUACGGUGAGCCCACCCUGAGACGAGCCGUCCCACUGGCGCUGGCUCUCAUUUCUGUGUCCAAUCCUCGUCUGAACAUCCUGGACACCCUUAGCAAGUUUUCUCACGAUGCAGACCCGGAAGUUUCUCACAACUCCAUCUUUGCUAUGGGCAUGGUGGGCAGUGGCACCAACAACGCUCGCCUGGCAGCCAUGCUGCGGCAGCUAGCACAGUAUCAUGCUAAAGAUCCAAACAACCUCUUCAUGGUCCGACUGGCACAGGGUCUGACUCACCUGGGCAAAGGCACACUCACCCUCUGUCCGUACCACAGUGACAGGCAGCUGAUGAGUCCGGUGGCUGUGGCGGGGCUGCUCACGGUGCUAGUCUCCUUCCUGGAUGUUAAGAACAUAAUCCUGGGUAAAUCUCACUACAUUCUCUACGGCCUGGUCGCAGCCAUGCAGCCGCGCAUGCUGGUUACUUUUGAUGAGGAGCUCCGACCUCUGCCGGUGUCUGUUAGGGUUGGACAGGCUGUGGAUGUUGUUGGCCAGGCAGGAAAGCCAAAGGCUAUCACCGGGUUCCAGACUCACACCACACCAGUGCUGCUGGCUCAUGGAGAGAGGGCGGAGCUAGCCACAGAGGAGUACCUCCCUGUCACGCCCAUCCUGGAGGGCUUUGUUAUCCUCCGCAAGAACCCCAACUAUGAAACCUAGACCGCUCCCUCUCACUGGCUUUCCCUUGUUUAUACGAGUAGCCCUCCUGGAAGUUGUCUUUUAGUUCAUUGCAUGGCUGAAAACAAAGAGACAGGUCUUUCUUUCCUCAUCCACCAUCUGUAGCCCACCUCCAGCAGUCAUUAAACAUGAAUUGGUUGGGUCUAGUUGGUUUGGUAAAUCUGAUCCGGACCCAGCUCUCUGACUGGCCUGGGAUCAGCUUAAAAGCAGGAUCUGCUCGUCACUCAUCUGUAAAGGUCAUAGGUCGGUGAUUACACACACCUCAGUCUGCAUUAGUAACUCGGUUUUCCUCAAACUUACAUCUACGGCCAUCUUUUGUUAUUUUACCAUUUACAAGUUUGUAUUUUGCAUCAAGUUUUCCUGUUUUUUUUUUUGGUUAUAGUUCUGUAAAAGAAUGAGUUCAAAUAAACAGAUCCUUUUGUUGAA